Eucalyptus grandis is the source of this 667-nucleotide messenger RNA. RefSeq lists its product as uncharacterized. Lineage: Eukaryota; Viridiplantae; Streptophyta; Magnoliopsida; Myrtales; Myrtaceae. The record is from RefSeq and is a predicted model, not a curated record. The transcript is spliced from 4 exons. The coding region runs from base 23 to 667 and encodes 214 amino acids.
UAAACAAUUCACAAAAGAACUGAUGAAAGAAAUUGUGAAGGGAAGGCAUGUUGAGUUAUUUAGACUAAUGAAUGGAUACAACACAAUCCCAAAUUUGAGGUACGAUAUUCAGAGGAACUGCGACCUGAUGGCGGCAGUAGUAGAAUGGUCCCCAGGAUACGUACCAGCAGAUGUUUCUGGAGCAGCUUUUCUUAUGCAAAGGGAACUUCAAUGGUUUGAGGUGCUGGAAGAUAAGAGUCCUCCUUUGAUAAAAAGUCUAAAAUUUGAGGUAAAAGAAGAUAAGAGCAGUCCUUCUAAAAGUCUGGAAUUGAAAGAAACAAAACAAAGGAGCGGGAAGACAUACUGGGGAGUUUUUGUAGAACAGCGAAAAGAUUUGGUCAAAGAGGCGGGGCAAUGGAUGAAGGAUACGUCAUCAUCUUGUAGCGUCAUAUCAACCCUCAUCUUUACAGUAGCUUUUGCUGCAGCUUUUACAGUACCUGGAAGCAACGAUAGGGGUAACCCGGUCUUUCAAAAAGGGGACUCAUUCUUGUGGAUUUACAUCCCCAUUACUUUGUUGGUGGUCAUCCCUGUCAUAUUGUCUGCAAUACUAAAGCUUCCCUUGUAUGUUGAAAUGGUUGAAUCCACCUAUUGGCCUCGCCUCUUCCGUCCUGUGAAGAUUUGGAAUUGA